UGACGAGGAUGGCGGCGAGACGGAGCGAGGAGAAAGGUCUUCUGGGCCCCUCAAAUAGGCCCCACAGACGCUACGGCAGCACCUCCGUCAACAUGAAGCGGCCGGAGAGCGUCCUCAGGCACAGGGUCUCCAAGCAGGACACUCUCCAGGGCAUUGCUCUGAGAUACGGCGUCACGAUGGAAACCCUCAAACAACAUAACAAAUUAUGGUCCAUAGAGGCCAUGUUUCUCCACGAUUACUUGGAAGUCCCUGUUAGUCGGAGUGUUUAUGAGACGGUAACAGGGUCUUCGGCAGAGUCUCCCCAAACGCCAUCUUCCAGCUCACAAUUCAAUGGCUCAGACAGAAGUUCCGACACGAGCACCUCUUCCCCGAGCAGCACCCCGAAGGUUAGCCGUUCACCCUCCACCUCCAGUGGCCUCCAUGACUGUUCUGAAACGAAUCCUACAGACUUCCUUUCCAAGAUCGACUCAAACAUUGCACUCAUGAAAUCCAGUAUUGAGAGAAUGGAGACUCAUGCAUACCCGAUGGUGGACAGAAUGGAAGUUGACGAGUCCCAGUGUCACAACGGGCGGCGGUCCUACCACUCCAAGGUGCGAGAAAGCUCAUACCAAAACGGCUGGCACGACGCCACUGACGCUCCCCACCCCGUCGUCAAUCCAGGCCGCACCAUCACCAUGUCCCUCAAGAGACUGCUGCGUGAGCACGAAGAACUGUACGAGUUAUAGCAUACGUGUGGCCUCCCACAUACUUUCACUAAGGCUUUGGGGUCCAGGGUGGGAGUCAGAGUAGGGCUGGGAGUGGAGGAUGAUUAUCGGGGCUGCAGUUAGGGGUAAGGGUAGCAGUGGG
Molecule: messenger RNA, 846 nt
Organism: Penaeus indicus
Lineage: Eukaryota; Metazoa; Arthropoda; Malacostraca; Decapoda; Penaeidae
Gene: red
Product: lysM and putative peptidoglycan-binding domain-containing protein 2-like
Exons: 4
Coding region: 9-725 (238 amino acids)
Source: RefSeq, a predicted model, not a curated record